Tripterygium wilfordii is the source of this 757-nucleotide messenger RNA. RefSeq names its product putative gamma-glutamylcyclotransferase At3g02910. The transcript has a single exon. The record is from RefSeq and is a predicted model, not a curated record. Lineage: Eukaryota; Viridiplantae; Streptophyta; Magnoliopsida; Celastrales; Celastraceae. Bases 53 to 634 code for a protein of 193 amino acids. Gene Ontology annotation, molecular function: gamma-glutamylaminecyclotransferase activity.
ACACACUCGUCCUCUCUCUAGACAACUCUUCUUCUUCUUCGUCAGAUCCGAGAUGGGCAUUGAGAAUGGAGGAUCCGAAUCCGAAGACGCCACAACAAAGAUUCAUCUGGUGUUCACGUACGGGACCUUAAAGCGAGGCUUCGGGAAUCAUUCGCUUUUACAGGAUCUCAUGCGAACCGGGGACGCCGUCUUCAAGGGCACAUACCAAACAGUACAGAAAUAUCCCCUCGUGUGCGGGCCAUACAUGGUCCCUUUUCUACUCAAUUUCCCGGGCGUCCCUGGUUCCCGCACUGUCUCCGGCGAGCUCUACGCCGUCUCCGCCCGCGGCCUCGUCCCAAUCGACGAGCUGGAAGGCACCACGCAGGGCCACUACGAGCGAUUGCCCAUCGAGGUGGUGGUGGUGGGGCCCAAUGAUGAUGGUGGAGAAAAAAGGGUGUGGGCAGAGGCUUAUUACGCGCACGGGAAUUACGCGGCGGAGAUGUGGAGGAAGAACGGGAACAGAGGGCUUGGGGAGUAUUCUGAUAAGGAAGCAAAGGGGUAUGUAAAGAGGAAAGAUAGACCACAGCAUGUGAGCUUCCUGGACCAGAUUCAUGUCUUCGUCACAUCCUCCACUUCUUCUUCUGUUGAUUAUUAAUUUCUUUGAAUUACUUUUUUUUUCUUUUCUGUAUUUUGUAGUUUUUGUGUUUUCUUCAAUUAUGAAUAUGUGAAUAACUGAAUACAAUUGAUGUAAGCUCACAUUAGAUUGCUUAUCUCAGUA